This is a messenger RNA of Vitrella brassicaformis, 2630 nucleotides long. The record is from the annotation of a GenBank genome assembly. Lineage: Eukaryota; Vitrellaceae.
AUUCCGCUACCCUCCUUCCUUUUGAUCCCUUUCCGUUCCUUCGACACGCUCAGCAUCCCUUUCCGUCCUGAUCGUGGUUUUGUUGUAUGCCGCGCACCACCGACGGAAUCCCGUCCCUGCCCUCCUCCGACUCCAUUCCCAGCCCCCCCAGCAGCCCUGACACCCUCGCCUCCCGCCCACCCCUCUCCCCUCUCGCCCUCUUCCCCGUCAAGGAUGGCUCCCCACUCUGCUUCAUGUCCAUCUCCGGCCACAGCCCUGUGAGCGACGACGGCGACGAAGCGUACGGCAGCGGCAUCCCUGGGUCCACCAUGAGCAACACUUACUACUCGGCUGCCGAGUGGGAGCAAGAUCCUCGCGAAAAGGAGGCUCCCGAAGGCCACCACCCGGCCCCGCGUGCGCGUGGUUGUUUCCCGCGUUUCAGGCGGUGGAGUGUCGGCCACGCGCACCAGACCAGGACGCCCCGAGAGGACGAGUCAACCUGCCGCAGCUCGGUGCCAGUCGACCUGGCGACACUCGUGUUCGCCCGAGCUCAGUACGAUGACCCUCUCGAGGUAUGCUGUGCUAUGCACGGCAGUCGAAGCCACAGCGAAACAGUCCGCUCACCCGACACGACCCGGUUGUUUUGUCCUUCCUCUGUGUGUGUCGCGUAGAUUCACCCCGGUGACCAGUCCCUGACGCCACCGCCGGCGAGCCCUCAGUCUGUGCGCGAGUAUGUGGCCCAGGCGUCUGACACCCCUCCCUCCAGCAAACACAACGCCCUCUCGCGUGUGGCGGACUGCCUGCGUGGCGCCAGGAAGCGGACCAUCUCUCGGGUCAAGUCCUGGAUCCACCACCAGGAGGGUUCGGUUUUUCCGAGGAAGUCGAGUGCGAAUUUCGAGGACCAUGAGGACCCUGCGGUGUGGCGGAAUCUUGACCCCAACUUGCAGUACCGCCUCAGGGGCUUCCCAUCGCCCUUCGAGCCCGAGGAGGACCGCAGACUCAGGGACCUCUACGUCCAACAGGUGGGGGAGGGAGCGAGGCAAGCAGAGAAGCAUGGAUCGAUGUCUGCUCUCUUCUGUGUGUGUCGGCUGGUUGGUGUGGUGCAGGGCAAGAAGGCGAUCCAGGAGCAUUUGGCCCUCAAGGCGGACACUCGUGGCUGGAAGCACGCCGGAACCAAGGGCGGUGUCAAGGUACGUAUGGCUGCUGUAGGAAGCACUCCCGCAUGGAUUGUAUGUGUAUGUGUGUGUGUGUGCUAUCUUUCAGUGUUACCGGAAGGAAGUGACUGACCAUUCGCUGCCUGUGUUGGUCAAGGGUGAGGUGAACUUCGGCAAGGGGCCCGGCGUCACCCCAGAGGAUGUCAUCGACUUCUUCACCAUGAUCGACCCCCAGCUCUACAACAGCGAGCUCGACAUAUGUAAGAUCUUACCACAGACAGACAGACAACACAAUCCUUUAUCUUGUGCGCGUGCGUGUGUGUCCGUGUGUGUGCAGCGAUCCAUCUGCGCAACUGGCGUGUGACGUCGUGGCCCGGCGUGUACGUCUUCUACCAGAGCUACAAGGGCAUGAUGGGCGUCCCCGGCCGCGACUUCACCAUCUUCCUCUACCGCGAGAAGAUCGCCGAUGACUACUACGCCUUCGCCAGCCAGUCCAUCGACUGGCCGAGGACCGAAGACAUGCUUCACGGCCGAGUGACGGCACACCUCCUCGUAAGCAACACACACCUCAUAAUAAGCUUCAACGCAUGCGCCGCGCAUUUUCACGUUGGUCUGUCUGUUUGUCGCGUGUUUGGCUCUGUCUGUCGGUCAGUUGGGUGCGAUGGAUGCCCGGUAUGACGAGGAGGGCAACGUGAUCCUGACGGCCAUGUAUCAGGCUGACCUGAGGGGGUCCCUGCCUGAGUGGAUCAAGCGAAUGGUGGCCAUCAACUCGAUCUCGUGGCUGGGCCAGGCCAAGACGCUCUACGACAAGACCUGGGGCAAGGGCAAGUGGGCGAAGGCGUGAUGGGCGGGGGUGAUUUGAUGCGCGCUGUUGGACAUAUAUUAUAUGGUGUGUGGGCUGCCUGAUUUGGUGCUGUGCUGUGCUGCUGCAUGUUCUGCUCUCCAUCCCUCCGUUUUUGCGAGGGGCGUGUGCGUGUCUGCGGUGUCUCGUGCUGUGAGUGAUAUGUUGAUGUGCUGCGGUCUGUGUGAUGCGAAAGCCGUUGGGUGAUGUGUCUGUCGGUGUGGGCGAGCGGUGGUGCAUAUAUUGUGUGGGAAUGGCACCUUCUGCUGUAGGCCAUUCAUUUGUCAGACCACUGACCUCCGUGUCUUGGCAGCUUCCUUUGCCUGCCAUUUGCUCUCUCUUUGCUUCCAUUGUCUUACUCGGUUUGUGGUUUGUGUGAGUCAAGUGCGUGUCUCUCUGUGUGUGACAAUGUGUGUUGGCGGGAUGCAUAGCCUGAUCCAUCCGAUACGUGGCAUGCGAUGGUGUGUGCAUACUCCGCGUCUUUGCAUUCUUGUGUUCUGCCUGUCUGUCUGACUGCAGUGAGUGCACUUGUGCAUGUUCCUUGUACAUAGCUGCCUGUUGGUUCCACAUGUUGUUGUUGUUGUUGUUGUUGUUGUUGAUGUGACCGAGAAGACAGACACACCAGCAAGCACAUCACGUCAAAUCCUUCCAAAGUG